AUGAACAUGCAAAAUGAGCAAGAUAAACUUGUACACGAGGAACAAGGUUUAGGCGAAGUCUUUGUUCCGUCCCAAGUCGUAAAGAAUUUCAAUGAAAUGGUAUCCGACCCAAAUGUUGUAGUUUAUUCAUAAAAUAAUAGCUUCAGUUACCAUCAGAUCGAUCGGCUAAGCGUUCUUCCGAGAAUCAGGGACAAAACCAGGCCCCUUUAGUAUCUAAUAAUAAAUAUUAGUUAACGGAUAAACAGACAGCUCAACCAUUAAUCCGAAAGAAAGAGCCACCGCCAGAUGAAUUGAAAAAAUUAAACAAGUAAAUGAAUGGAUCAAAUCAUCACAGCCAGGAUGACAUCUCCAUAAAAAGUUCAGGAGGUGGGAAGUCUCCAGCUUAAUGUAAAUUUUGAUAAUUAACAUCCCAGAAACAACACAGAAGCGCGUUAAAAGGAUGAAUAGUAAGCUGAAGAGCAGACACCAUGUUCAAAAGCAAUAAUCUGAGUUUGCAAAAAAGAUUUUGAAACUUACUGAGAGCACCCCAUUCUCAAUAAUCAUGGCCAUAGUUACCAUUUAUGCACUCUUCGGAGAUGACAUUCGCAUACUGUCAGUUGAUAAACAAGGAGAUGAUGUGUUCUUCAUCCUAACAGUGAUUUGUAUGGUUGCUUUCUUAGCGGAGAUAAUUCUUACCAGCAUUUGUAAACCAGAAUAUGUGUUUAAUGUAAAUAUUUUCGUAAGAUUUAGUUUUACUUUGUAUUGGACGUUAUAUCCACAAUAACAAUGAUAUUGGAUUUGGGCUGGAUUACUGACACAUGGUAUUCUGGAGACCUUUCAAGUGCAGCUUAAAUUAAAUCGAUCGGAACAGCAUCUAGAGCAGCUAGAAAGGCAGCCAGAGUUAUUAGAGUGAUUCGAUUGGUGAGAUUAGUCAAGUUGUAUAAGCAUGCUCGAUAGUAGAUGGAGAAGGAAUAAUAGAAAAAGUUAUUAUAGGAGUUGCUUCGAUAAGCUCAACAAAAUAAAAGCUAAGAUUAGCAGGCUCCACAAUAACCUUAAAUACAGGCUUAAUCAAACCAACAAGUAGUACCAAUCGUUUCUAAUAAUGAAGAAUAAAGGGGAUCUCAGAAUGACAUUGAAUCAUCUAGGACUCCUGAUAAAAAUUCAACCACUUCUAAUUUAAAAACUUCAUCAACGACUUCUCAAGCGGAAGAUCAAAUUAAAGAGUCUAUAGUCGGUGCAUAACUUUCAGAUCUCGUUAUGAGAAGAGUUAUCACUAUCAUUCUAGCCAUUCUAAUAAGUAUUCCAGUUCUUUCAUUGGAUACCUACUAAGAAAUGAUCAGUAGCUAUGACUCAGGAAUUUACAGAAUCUAUUAAUUUAGAGACAAUGACUCAGUGAUGAAGUCACUUCUCUAACAAUAUGCCUAAUUCCAUGUGUCUGAGAUAUUUCCAAUCUAUAGUGUGGAUGUUAAAUUGGAAGGCGAUACUAAUCAAAAAUUACACGAAUGGAGUUACAGUACCAACCCUGAGAUCUUUGAAUAGCCUGCUUAUGAAACAAAAAAUCAAUAUAGAUUCUCUGAUCUUUAAUACUAUGUUAAAUCUGAAGGAUCUGAUCUAUAAACUUAUGCAGCUGCUGAUUUAGUGAGUUACAAUUAGACGAAUGCAAUUUUAUCAAUCUUUUAAACUGUUUUUGUCUGUAUUGUUUUAGCAGUUUCAGCAUUAAUGUUUAGUAAGGAUGUUUCAGAUUUGGUAAUUGAUCCCAUUGAGGCUAUGAUGCAAAAAAUUGAAAUGAUCGCAGCCAACCCUUUGGAAGCAGUCAAUAUUGAGGAGUAGGAGGACCUAAUAAUGGAGGAAUUGGAAAAACAAUAAGAUGUAGAAAAGUUAAAACAAAAAGAAAUUGAGAAACAUAUGGAAACCUAUGUUUUAUAGAGACUAAUAAUGAAAGUGGGAGCACUAUUGGCAGUUGGUUUCGGAGAGGCUGGUUCUGAAAUUAUAGCUGAGAACAUCAAAAAGGGUGGUAGUGUUGAUCCCAUGAUUCCUGGGAAGAAGAUUCUUGCUAUCUUUGGUUUUUGUGAUAUUAGAAAUUUUACAGAUGUAACACUAUGUAAUGAUUAUUCUAGGCCACAGAAGUCUUGUAACAAGGGGUUAUGCUAUUUGUAAAUGAAAUCGCUGAAAUUGUUCAUUCUACUGUUGACUCGAUGAGUGGAUCAGCUAAUAAAAAUAUAGGAGAUGCAUUUCUGUUAGUUUGGAAAUAUUCCCCUAACGAUUACCAUCCAGACCCUGAUAAUCCUAAAAAUUUGAAACUCAAAAGUGACAGAUACAUCAAAUAGAAAGGAGAUAUGGCUGUAUUGGCUUUUCUAAAAAUAAUUACUGGAAUCUCAAUUUCCAAGAAAUUAGAAAAGUAUAAGAAACACGAAGGUCUCAAUGCAAGAAUGAAAGAUUACUCUGUUAAAAUGGGGUUUGGUCUACAUAUGGGAUGGGGAAUCGAAGGAGCCAUAGGUUCUGGUUUUAAAAUCGAUGCUUCCUAUCUUAGUCCUAAUGUUAACAUGGCGUCUAGGUUGGAGGCAGCUACGAAAUAAUUCGGAGCGCUCAUUCUCGUUAGUGGCAUUUUGAAACAAUAUCUCACUGAAGAAUGCUAGAAGUAAAUGAGAAUGAUCGAUAUUGUUACUGUGAAAGGAAGUAUUGUUCCUUUAGGUAUCUCUCUAUAACAUAAUCCUAGAAUUACACACCAUUGACAUGUCAAUAAAAAACCUAUAAUCAAAAAUCAAAGGGUUAAGAGACAAAUUUGAUGUUUCCUAAAUGACCCAGAAGGAGUCCAAGAAGUUUAGAGUUUUGAAUAGGUUUAAGAGGGAAGAUUUAAUGAAGAAGGUCUAAAAUAAUUAAGUAUCUGUGACUGAUCUAUUUUCUACUGAUGACGAAUUGGCUGCAGCAAGAGAGCCUUAUACAUAAGUAAUUUAUAUCAUUGAUCUUAGGUGUUUUAUGAAACCUGGAAAAUAGGCUUUGACCAAUACAUUAAGGGAUCUUGGGGUGAUGCCUAAUAAACAUUCCAAAAGACUUUAGUAAUUUUUAUCUUUUAUUAUGCAUAGUCCAUGAUUCCUGAGCACAAGGACGGACCCUCAAAUACACUCUUGGAAGUAAUACAUUCAUGCGGUGGAAAGGCACCAAAGGAUUGGAAAGGAUUUAGAGAAUUAACAGAAAAAUGA
This is a messenger RNA of Paramecium octaurelia, 3179 nucleotides long. The record is from the annotation of a GenBank genome assembly. Lineage: Eukaryota; Ciliophora; Oligohymenophorea; Peniculida; Parameciidae.